AUGUCUCUCCCUCCCGUGCGCUGUACACAACUCUCUCUCUCUCUCUCUCUCUCUGUUUAAACGGCUCACAUUCUCUGUUUCUCUCUCUAGAAAAACUUUGCCAAGAUCUGAUUUUUGUUAUUAUUCUUCCUCCAUUUUAUAUUUCUUCCAUAAAUUUUGCCUAAAAAUAAUCGAAUCCAAGAGACUGAAUUGAAUAAAAUGGGGGCAUACAGGACGGACGACGACUAUGACUACCUUUUCAAGGUCGUUUUGAUAGGAGACUCCGGCGUGGGAAAAUCGAAUCUCUUGUCUCGGUUCACCCGGAACGAGUUCAGCCUCGAAUCCAAGUCCACCAUUGGUGUCGAGUUCGCCACUCGCAGUAUUCAGGUCGAUGAUAAGGUCGUCAAGGCUCAGAUUUGGGACACCGCUGGCCAAGAAAGGUACCGUGCAAUAACAAGUGCAUACUAUCGAGGAGCUGUCGGUGCAUUGCUCGUCUAUGAUGUUACUAGGCAUGUUACAUUCGAGAAUGUUGAGAGAUGGUUGAAGGAGCUCCGGGAUCAUACCGAUGCCAACAUUGUGGUAAUGCUUGUUGGAAACAAGGCAGACUUGAGGCACUUACGUGCCAUUUCAACAGAGGAUGCCACAGCAUUUGCCGAAAGAGAGAAUACCUUCUUCAUGGAAACCUCUGCCUUAGAGUCCUUGAAUGUUGAGAAUUCAUUCACUGAGGUGCUCACUCAGAUAUAUCGUGUGGUCAGCAAGAAAGCUCUUGACAUUGGAGACGAUCCAGCAGCCUUGCCCAAGGGGCAAACCAUUAGUGUUGGUAAAGAUGAUGUUUCUGCUGUGAAAAAGGUUGGAUGUUGCUCCUCUGUAUAGUUUGUGGAAUGAAGAGUCCUGGUGUCAUGAACACUUAAUCUCUAUUUUCUGGAAUGUGGUUUAGUACCACCACUUAAUGGAACUAUGAGAAAUCGGAUCGAAUUGAAUGUGCAUUCUGGUAUCAUGUUCUAUCUGGAAGACGCUAGAAAAGUCAUUUUAAGGUUCACUGAAGACCCUGCUUUGGACGAAAGAGAUUCAUUUAUGUCGUUGGUCAGUUUCUUUUUUUUUUUUUGGUGGGGAACUAAAUUAUUCAUUUUUUGAAUGUUAUUCAUUAGUCAGUUUGUGUUAGGUUUAUAUCUACUUGUAUUUAUUGAUCAAUGUAGUCAUUUGUUCUGCGAGCUUUAUUAAUUGAAUUAUUGGCAUCUUAGUUUUCUAAAUCUUAGAUGUCUUGGCAUAUUACUCCAAAUAAACAAGAAAACAAGAAAACCGAUUAAUUAUUCUUUA
Humulus lupulus (European hop) is the source of this 1296-nucleotide messenger RNA. RefSeq names its product ras-related protein RABA1f-like. Gene Ontology annotation, cellular component: endosome. Lineage: Eukaryota; Viridiplantae; Streptophyta; Magnoliopsida; Rosales; Cannabaceae. The record is from RefSeq and is a predicted model, not a curated record. Gene Ontology annotation, molecular function: GTP binding; GTPase activity. Bases 199 to 852 code for a protein of 217 amino acids. The transcript has 2 exons.